Molecule: messenger RNA, 1773 nt
Organism: Metarhizium acridum CQMa 102
Lineage: Eukaryota; Fungi; Ascomycota; Sordariomycetes; Hypocreales; Clavicipitaceae
Source: RefSeq, a predicted model, not a curated record
AUGGAUAUUGGCGGUCUAGCCCUUGGCGUCUACAAAGACGCCUAUUUUCUCAGCAAGAGCGUAUAUCGACUCCUAACGUCUGCACAAUACUACAAAGAUGAACAAAAGGAUGUGAUUCAGGAGUUCUACCACGAGUUUCUCCGCCUCAGGGCUUUCCAUCAUGUUAUAUUCACUCUUCGUGGCAAAGAGAUUGCAAAGGACAGCCAUAACGUUCUUCCAGCUAAACACUUGUUAACACGGUUGAAGGAAGUUCUAAAGGAAGUUUGUGACACUAUCAAACGCCUUGGAGAAGCUCUUUCCGAGUACAAGAACCUUGCAAUCAAGCAUGAUGAGCAGUACCGAAAAUACAAUAUUGCCUCUCAGCCAGCUGCUGGACCGCUAUUCCUCGAGUUUCCAAUGGACCUCGACGAUCUGCUGCCACCUUCCGAUCUCGACACUCCUAGACUGAAGAGGUCCGGUUUCAAGCUAUGCCUUGGAGGUCUGAAGGGGAUCUUCAAAAGUCCCGUCUUCACGACCGAGGCCUGGGUGUGGGUGCUCUUCGAGCGAGAUCGGCUGCAACAAGCAGUAGCAGAUUUUCGACGGUGCAACCUUGAUCUGGCUGAUUUUGGCCCCAUACUUCUUUGGAGUACAGCCUUGACACGCCAGGACGUUCAAGAUAUAGUAAGAGAUGCCGCCCAAGAAUCUGGUCUGGCUGGCCGGAAUGUUCAGUCUUUCCUGUCGCAUAUCCGACUCCGGGAAAUUGCAGAGCACCCAGACCCGGCAGUAUAUGAUGGUAACACCCUUGACCUCUCGCCGUUUCCUAAUGCGAAGCAAAUGGUAGCAUCUACAUCUAUCUCAGCAGCAACAGGGGACAACCCAGGGACUCUGAUAGAGUACAAACGUUAUUCCCCAGCUAGUUCAUAUAUCAGUAAUCCAUUUGAAGAAUCCACCCAAGGCAGCGCGAGUGAGACUGGAGGGGAAACGCAGAGGGGAAAUUCUCUUAUAGCACAGGCACACCAAUUAGCAAGACUCCUAUUUGAGGCUGGCUCUCACGAAUUCCACACACUGCCCUUUAGAGGCUAUCUUAAUGAUACAUCGAACUCGCGGUUUGCCUUCUACUUUGAUUACCCCCAGGGCGCGUCUGAAAAACAACCCGCCACUCUCCGCCAUUUAAUAGGGGACAAUAACGAUGCCGCAAGGCUGCUUCUCCCGCAGCGAUUCCAAAUAGCGCUCACAGUCUCAAGAGCUCUGGGUGCUUUCCACGCGGACGGCUGGGUUCACAAAUCUGUUCGCAGUCACUCAGUCAUGUUCUUCUACAACCACGAGAGUCGGGGCAUGUAUGAUCAACCCUAUCUCGUGGAUUUUGAGUUCUCAAGGCCCGAGAUGGGCGGGACACAACUUUCUUUCGAUGACGAUCUUGAAAGGAACUUGUACCGGCAUCCUGAUCGGUUGGGAUACCCGAUGGUCGAGUUCAAUAAGGUGCACGAUGUUUAUGGCCUCGGCGUUGUGUUGUUAGAGCUUGGCUUAUGGCAGACUGCUAGGUCGAUUUACGACAUCACUCUAGAAAGAUGGGGUGAGGAUAGCGUUCGAAGCGCAGCAAGGAUGCAAGACAUUUACCUAGCUCGUGCAAAGGGGGGUCUGGGACACUUUAUGGGACCAGCCUACUCAGAUGCUGUAGUGACAUGCUUAUCUGGCGAGCUUGGUGAGUUCUUGGGGAAGGAUGACUUUGCAUUUAUGUUUCGGAAAAAGGUGGUUGAAAAGGUUGAUCCAAGACAACUGCUCGAUUACCCUUAA